Lonchura striata (white-rumped munia) is the source of this 3250-nucleotide messenger RNA. RefSeq names its product potassium voltage-gated channel modifier subfamily G member 4 (gene KCNG4). NCBI's taxonomy places the organism in Eukaryota, Metazoa, Chordata, Aves, Passeriformes, Estrildidae. Gene Ontology annotation, molecular function: delayed rectifier potassium channel activity. Gene Ontology annotation, biological process: potassium ion transmembrane transport; protein homooligomerization; action potential. The record is from RefSeq and is a predicted model, not a curated record. Gene Ontology annotation, cellular component: voltage-gated potassium channel complex; membrane.
GGGAGAGGGCAGGAUCCACCAGCUCUCCCUCAGCAUCCUCCAGCAGGAAACCCAGGAGAGGAGCUGCCGCUCAGGACACCUUUGGGAGGAUCCCUUAGCACAACAUAUGCUACAUCAACACACCCGGCUGCUUUCCCCUUCCAGGAAAGAGGAGAAGGAGGGAGAGGAAAGAGCUCCAGAGUGCUCCAGGGAUUUUCCAUGUAACCAGAAGCGGACGAUGCCCCCGGGAGCUGCUGCCGGCCCCUGCUCCGUGCGCGGCAGGUGAGCAUCACCUGCGGGGCAGCCCCGCUCCGCCAGCUGCCCCUGCUCCGCUGAUCCCCCUGCUCUGAUGCUGCUCUGGAUGUCCCGGUGAGAACUCUUAGAGAUGCCUAUUCUCUCCAGAGGCAGCGACCAAGACUAUAGCAACAUUAGCUACAACUCCUGCAAUUCCUUGAGCCACUUCCUUCCCAUCUGUGUGGAAACCCCUUCUGUCAAGGGGGUCCAUUACCAGAGAGCCAGGAGGAUUUACCACCCCGAGCAAGUGUCUGCAGCCGACCUGAAGACAGAGAUCAUGAUCAAUGUUGGAGGCAUCAAGUACCUGCUGCCCUGGAGUACUUUAGACGAGUUUCCCCUGACCAGACUGAGCAAGCUAAAGCUUUGCAGCAGCUAUGAAGAAAUCAUCCAGCUGUGCGACGAUUACGAUGAGGACACCCACGAGUUCUUCUUCGACAGGAACCCCAACGCUUUCGGGAUGAUUGUCAGCUUCCUAGCAGCGGGGAAGCUGAUGCUCCUGAGAGACAUGUGUGCCUUGUCUUUCCAGGAGGAGCUGAGGUACUGGGGCAUUGAGGAAUCCAACCUGGAGAACUGCUGCUUUCGGAAACUGUUCCAGAAGCUGCAGGAGCUGGCCGAGAUCCGCAAAGAAGAGGAGCUCCGGAGGAGCAAGGAGGCUUCGUGUGUCUUGGAUGAGAAAACCAGAUUCGGGCAGUUCAUGAACAGACUCAGAGAUAUGGUGGAAAAUCCCCAGUCAGGACUGCCAGGCAAAGUUUUUGCUUGUCUCUCCAUCCUCUUUGUGGCCACCACAGCUGUCAGCCUUUGUGUGAGCACAAUGCCAGACUUAAGAGCUGAAGAAGACAGGGGCGAGUGUUCCCAGAAGUGCUAUUACAUCUUCGUCAUCGAGACCAUCUGUGUGGCUUGGUUCUCCCUGGAGUUCUGCCUCCGCUUCAUCCAGGCCAGGAGCAAGUGUCAGUUCUUCAAAGGACCCCUGAACAUCAUUGACUUCUUGGCCAUUUCCCCUUACUACGCCUCCCUCAUCUUCUCCGAGGACGACUCCAGCGAGGAGGAGGACAGGCCGAGCAGCAACACGUACCUGGAGAAGGUGGGCUUGGUGCUACGGGUUUUACGUGCCUUGAGGAUCCUCUACGUCAUGCGCCUUGCCCGGCACUCCCUGGGCCUGCAGACCCUGGGCCUCACCGUGCGCAAGUGCACGCGGGAAUUCGGGCUGCUGCUGCUCUUCCUCUGCGUGGCCGUUACCCUCUUCUCCCCCCUGGUGUACCUGGCUGAGAACGAGUCGGGCAGGGUGCUGGAAUUCACCAGCAUCCCCGCCUCGUACUGGUGGGCCAUCAUCUCCAUGACCACCGUGGGUUACGGGGACAUGGUGCCGCGGAGCGUGCCGGGACAGAUGGUGGCUCUCAGCAGCAUCCUCAGCGGGAUCCUCAUCAUGUCCUUCCCCGCAACCUCGAUAUUCCACACCUUCUCCCACUCCUACUCCGAGCUGCGCAAGGAGCACGAGCGGCUGCAGUCGCGGGUGAGCCGGGCGAAGAGCGCCAAUCGCGCCGGGGAAAGCGACACCUUCAAUGAGACCGACAGCCUGACCCUGGAGGGACAGGCCUCCCCCAUCAAAUACAUCUACACGGGGAACUGAGAGCCUGGAAACUCCAUAAACACAUCUACAGGGGGAACUGAGCCUGGAGACCCUAUCGAACUGAUCUAGACAGGGACCUGAGCCUGGAUACCCCAUCAGACACAUCUACAGGGGAAACUGAGCCUGGAGACCCCCUCAAACAUGUCUACAGGUGGAACUGAGCCUGGAGACCUCAUCAAACACAUCUACAGGGGAAACUGAGUCUGGAGACCCCAUCAGACACAUCUACAGGGGAAACUAAGCCUGGAGACCCCCUCAAACAUGUCUACAGGUGGAACUGAGCCUGGAGACCUCAUCAAACACAUCUACAGGGGAAACUGAGUCUGGAGACCCCAUCAGACACAUCUACAGGGGAAACUAAGCCUGGAGACCCCCUCAAACAUGUCUACAGGUGGAACUGAGUCUGGAGACCCCAUCAAACACAUCUACAGGGGGAACUGAGCCUGGAGACCACAUCAGACACAUCUACAGGGGGAAAUGAGCCUGGAAACCCCACCAAAUACAUCUAGACAGGUAACUUAGCCUGUAGAUCCCAUCAAACACAUCUACACAGGAAACGGAGCCUGUAGACCCCAUCAAACACAUCAUAAUAGGGACCUGAGCCUGGAGACAACAUCAAACACAUCUACACAGGGACCUGGACCUGGAAACCCCCAUCAAAUACAUCUACAUGGGGAACACAGCCUGGACACCCCAUCAAAUACAUCUAUAUGGGGACCAGAGCCUGGAGACUCCAUCAAAUACAUCUACAUGGGGAACAGAGCCUGGAGACCCCAUCAAACACAUCUACACAGGGACCUGGACCUGGCCUGGGCUGUUCCCAAAACCACUGACAGAAACAUGGACAUGUGUGCAUCAGCAAAAUACACGAAGCAAAGCAACAGCAUAGGUUCCAGUGCUAUCCUCUCUCCUGGCAUAGGUAUAAGCAGCAGCCAACACAACAGAGCCAGCUCCAAAAAAUCCCCAUGGAGCUGGAGGUUGGGAGAAUGUAAAAAAGUCAGAGUUUAUUCACUGAUAAAUGCUCAUUCUUCUCUAUGACUACUAGGAAUAAACUUUGUCUCCACCACUCAUGCAUUUUGCUGAAUACCUAACACUGAAUGAGUAACAGACAAGCCAGAUUCUGCUGGCACAAACACACUUGGUAUUUUAUUUGCCUUUGAGUUUCCAGUGUUCUUGCAAUGAAUAUCCUGAGCCAGGUGUUAGGAUGCAUUCUUUCAGGGCUACACACCAGUGUGGUGUGGUACACACCACAGCUCACCCACCAGGCAUGCAGACACAAAUCCAAAUUCUGUAUUUAAAGCCAGUAACAAGCUUAAAAUAAAACCGCUGUAUGUGACAGCUUUCAAAGUU